UUAUUAUUUCUACCAACAUAUUGUGACCUAUUAUAAGAAUUGUGUGUUAUUUCUUUAUAGAUCUUUGAAAAUAAAUAAAGUAUAAAUAUGAUAAAUGUACAAAUUUGUACUGGGAAAACUACAAAACACAUAUUUAUUAGUGAUGAAUUGUUUUCAGUCGAUAAAAUAUGGGAGCGGUUUGAAGAAAUAAUUGGUGUAUCAAGAGAGAAUUUUUAUAUAGUUCAUAAUGGCCGCACUAUUAAUGAAAGUAAUAUAUUCUUGCAUGGUUGCGCAACUAUUAUUCCAAAAUUAUUGGGUGGAAAAGGUGGUUUUGGCUCUAUGUUACGGGCUAUAGGUGCUCAAAUUGAAAAAACUACAAAUCGCGAGGCUUGCAGAGAUUUGAGCGGACGCAGAUUAAGAGAUAUAAAUGAAGAAAAAAGACUUAAAGCUUGGAUUGAAAAGCAAGCAAAACGUAAAGAGGAAGCAGCUGAACGUAAAAAGAAAAAGUUAGAAAGGCUUUGUGCAGAACCAAAGCAUGAGUUUAAAGAUCAAAAUUAUGAAAAGGAGAGAUCAAUUUUGACAGAAAAAAUUGGAGAUGCAGUAGAAGAAGGAUUUAAAGUUGCUAUUGCUGGAGGUUCAAGUAUUAAAAGAAAAUGUGAAGAAGAAGUUAAGAGUAAUAAGAAAAAAACAAUACUGGAUUUAGAUAUUGAUUCUGAUGAGCUUGAUACUUCAGAUGAUAGUGAUAUAGAAAAUAGUGAGCCAGUAAAAUUUAAUAAAUUCGAGCAACAAAUAUCUAAUGAUAGUGGGCGUUCUAGUGAUGAAACUGAAAGAGAUAAUGAUAAAUUAUGUGAAACAAAAGCUGUAAAUUCAAUUAAUUCUGAAAAUGUGAAUACAUGUACAAACAUUUCAGUUGAAAAUAGUGAAGAAAAAAUAGUAGAUUCUAAAAAUGAAAAAAUAGAUAAAAAAAAUGAAGUUGCUGAUGACAUUUCAAUUCAAAGUAAUGAAGAAAAAAUAGUAGAUUCCAAAAAUGAAAAAGUAGAUAAAGAGAAUGAAAUUUCUAAUGACAUUUCACUGGGAAGUAGUGAAGAAAAAAUAGUAGAUCCUAAAAAUGAAAAAAUAGAUAAAAAAAAUGAAGUUUCUAAUGACGUUUCAGUUGAAAAUAGUGAAAAAAAAAUAGUAGAUUCUAAAAAUGAAAAAGUAAAAAGAAAAAAUGAACUUGUUGAUGACAUUUCAAUUGAAAAUAAUGAAGAAAAAAUAGUAGAUUUUAAAAAGGAAAAAAUAGAUAAAGAGAAUGAAGUUUCUAAUGACAUUUCAUUUGAAAAAAGUGAAGAAAAAAUAGUAGAUUCUAAAAAUGAAAAAGUAGAUAAGAAGAAUGAAGUUGUUAAUGAAGUUUUGGUAAUAAAUAAUCUAGUAGAAAAUGUUGAAAAAAAUGGAGUUGCAACUUCCACUGACAUUACAGCAGUAGAAUCUAAAUUCUAAAAACUUACUGGAAUAGCAGACUAAAUAAAUUUUUAUUUUCUCUUAUUUAUUUAUUAAUAGUUAAUGUCAUAUUUUUACAUUUGUUUAUUCAUUGUAAUCCAAUCCAUUAUUUUAUAUAUCAGAAAUUUAUGCUAAAUUUAUAAGUAUACUGUUUAAUUAUCAUAUAAUUUGAAAUAAAUAUUUUUUAUAAUACUAAUAAAUAAAUAUAUAUAUAUACAUACAACAUAUAUAUAGUAAAUAUAUAUGGUAAAUUUUGUUUAUGAUUUUAGACGUAGAAUAAUUACAGAUUGUAAGAUAAUUGAAUUAAUAUAAGUUAUAAACUAGUUAUACAAAGUGUAUCAAUAAAAUUAUAAUUACAACGAAGAAUUGGUGAAAGUUUUGAAGUAUAUAGUUCUCUAGUAAGCUGUGUACCAAUUGCAAAUAAUGUUAUUGAUACUACCACGGAUCUCAAAAAAUCAUCUGCAAGAAUACUUUUACUUGUACUGUGAUAUAAGUCUAAUAUAUAUUUAGCACCAAUGAGGAUGAAAUUAUCAUUUCUCAGAUAUCCAUCUUGACUUUUGUCUAAGUAUUAAAUUAGAAAAAUAUUCAAUAAAUGAGUAAAACAUUAA
Molecule: messenger RNA, 2066 nt
Organism: Vespa crabro (European hornet)
Lineage: Eukaryota; Metazoa; Arthropoda; Insecta; Hymenoptera; Vespidae
Product: replication stress response regulator SDE2
Exons: 2
Coding region: 88-1458 (456 amino acids)
Cellular component (GO): nucleus
Source: RefSeq, a predicted model, not a curated record